AUGGCCCGGACAGGCUCCCCUUCGUCUGCCUUGAUCGAGGGUUCACCUUGCGGCGAAUGCGCUGAACUCUCUGCACAUGUUGACCACCUCUCCCAAACUGCACGGGAUCCGAAGCCUCAUACUAACUACAAGUAUCUAGGCCUCGCAAAUAUGCAAGACAUUGUGCAAAGCUAUGCCGAUCAAGCUCGGCAAUUGAGACUCCAGGGCCUUAAUGCUUCUCGCGAGUAUAUCAGUGCUCUCACUAGGCUUGAUGAUUACCACCGCCUUCUCAUGGCAAUUUCUGAAUACGACAUCCCCUGCCUCCAACAAAUAAUCAAUGUUGCCUUGGACAAUGCAGGACAUAGACUUUUUGUGAAGAAGCCCUUAUCCUUGGAGUCACUGCUAUAUGGUAUACUCAUCAAUAUGCCUGGCUUGAAUAUGUGGACAGGUGAUGACGAUGUAACACUAGACAUUGAUCCAAAGCAUAUUUUCAAAUGUGUAUGCACACUAAUACGCUCUCCCUCUGGCAUCACACUCAACAAUAGAUGGAUCAUCAAUGCUAUGAUGCUCUCUUGCUAUCUUGUAUGGCUGCCUGCUUAUGACAAAGCCAGUGUCACGAAACUCUUGCAUCCCGAUGAUCUGCAAGAUGUCCCCCGAGCAGUAGAACUUAUUAAAGCUAUCAUCAAGUUCACUGAGUCACAGCAUGACUUCCUGGAUGACUUGUUUUCUCCCAACAUCGACAGACAUGCUGACUUGAUGUCAAUCGCACUCCUUAGUGAUGUGAUCGAGUCUUUCCUCAUUCCCUUCAUCAAUGUCAAUCUUUCGCUCACAGAACAGGUCCAGUAUCUCAGCUGA
This is a messenger RNA of Suillus fuscotomentosus, 834 nucleotides long. RefSeq lists its product as uncharacterized. NCBI's taxonomy places the organism in Eukaryota, Fungi, Basidiomycota, Agaricomycetes, Boletales, Suillaceae. Bases 1 to 834 code for a protein of 277 amino acids. The record is from RefSeq and is a predicted model, not a curated record. The transcript is spliced from 5 exons.